Messenger RNA from Drosophila ficusphila, 11454 nucleotides. RefSeq lists its product as uncharacterized. The transcript is spliced from 9 exons. Lineage: Eukaryota; Metazoa; Arthropoda; Insecta; Diptera; Drosophilidae. Gene Ontology annotation, biological process: positive regulation of DNA-templated transcription. Gene Ontology annotation, cellular component: SWI/SNF complex. The record is from RefSeq and is a predicted model, not a curated record. Bases 20 to 9193 code for a protein of 3057 amino acids.
GGUAGCUGGAUAUUUCUGGAUGUGCCCAUGGUACAUAAAUGAGUUAACAAUAGGCAAAAGCUAUCUGGAAAAUUUUGGAAUGCGUUUUAACAGUGGAAUAUUGUCUCCUCCGGGUCCGUUUCUGACGCCCAGUCCAUCGCCAUCGAUCUCAGCUAGCCCUCGUCUGCAACCAUCGCCAUCGCUCUCGCCGUUCCCACAGGAUGUGGUGCUCGUAGCCGGUGGCAGUCAAGUAAACGCCAACAGCAAUCCCCAGGAACACGAGCGCAAGGCGGCGACGCCUGGCAGGAGACAGUCCAUCCACCAGUUCACCAAUGGCAGUCCCAAUGCUGGAACCGUCGUCUUUCAGCCGAGCCCCUCACAAUCGCCGGCCGCUGCCACAACGGUCAUCGGCGUGACCAGUGGUGGCCUCAUAGCCACCGCCGCCGGAGGAGCUGGAGCCACCGGCCUGAGUGCCGGAGUAGGAGCUGCUAGCAGUUCCGGAGUGGGAAUCGGAGUCGCCCUGCACAGCAAUGCCAUCGGGAACGAGCUGAAUGCCACUCUGGUGGGAUCGAACAAUAUCCAGCUUAAUAAGAAGGGCACAAAGCGGGCCACCCAGCAGCAGCAGCAGCAGCAGCAACAACAGCAACAGCUGGGCCACCAGAUCUUCAGCAGCGCCGUUGCACCCACCUCGCUCAGCAGUGCGACUGCGGUGGCAGCCGGAGGCGGAGGCUAUGGACAGUUCAAUGCCACCGCCAUCAGCACGCCCACCUCGUUCGCCACGGCAGCCGGCAGCAGUGUGGUCAGCAGCAGCGCCAAGGGUCCGCAAAAGAGCCAGAAGGGGCAACACCACCAGCAGCAGCAACACCAGCAGCAGCAGCAGCAGCAGUUCCAGCACUACCAGAGCAGCAGUCCCCUGAUAGCGGACAGCCCCAUUCCGAGUCCAAGCGGAGCCAUUGCAGCGGCUGCGAUCAAGCCACCGACUCCGCAGCCGCAACCCGUGCAGAUGCUGUCCCAGCAGUUCACCAUCUCCCAGCAGCCGCAGCAGCAACAGGCGGCGCAGCAGGUCUUCCAGUUCAUCCAGGGACCGCAGGGCCAGCUCAUAGCCACCACUCCGCAGCAACAGCAGCCCAUCCAGCAGCAGCAGCAACAACAACAGCAGCAGCAGCAGCAACCUCAGCCUCUCCAGCAGCAACAGCCACAGCAGCAGCAGCAACAUCGGUUCGUUGGCAAUGCCGGCGUCACAGGAAUGCCGACCGGCAAGUCCGGCAAGGCACCGCAACAGAUCCUGCCCAAGCCGCAGCAGGAGCUCCAGCAGCAGAAGAAGGGCUCAACGGCGGCGGGAGGAGCACAGAUCUCGCAGACAGUACAACAGCAAGCCGGCGGCCAGUCCAACAAUCCCACCCAACAGCAGCAGCAGCAGCAACAGCAGAUCCUGUUACCUGCCACCGCCAGUCAGCCGCAGCAGCUGCUCCUCAACCAGAUGCCCGUGCUGGUGCAGCAGAAUCCGCAGGGAGUGCAGCUCAUCCUGCGCCCGCCCACGCCGCAGUUGACCACGACGCCCUCGCUGGUCAUCCAGCAGAAUGCCCGCGGGCAGCCGCAGCUGCAGACGCAGCCGGCGCAGCAGCAACUGCUGCGGAUAGUGGGCACCAAUGGAGCGACCAUGCAGCUGGCUGCCGCGCCCACCUUCAUUGUGUCCUCGCAGGCGAACCUCAUCCACCAGACGGCGACCGGCCAGUUCCAGAGCGCCAUCAAGUCGGGCACGCAGCUCACCGGCCUCCAUGCGGCGCUUGCCCAGGCGCAGGCCCAGGCCCAGGCACAGGCGCAGGCGCCACGAUCUCAGCCGUUUGCCACGACGGCCACUCUGAACACCCAGCUCCUCGGCCAGAGCGUGGCCGCCCAGCUGCAGAACCUCCAGCUGGCGGCGGCCCAAAUCCAGAUGCCCAACGGCCUCACGGCCAUUUCCCAACUGCCGGCUCAUCUGCAGCAGAGUCUGGGCGGCGCCACCAUCAAUCUGAACCAGCUGAACGGGGCGCACAUCCAGCAGAUAGCCAACGCCUUUCAGACGCCCCAGGCACCGGGUGCGACCACUGGCGGAGCGACGAGCACCACGGAGCUCUUCACCCAAUCCUCGCCGGCACAUGUGCCGCUGGCCGUGACGCCGGAGCCACUGCGUCAACCCACGCCGGUGCCGAUGAUGCAGCAGCAGCAGCAGCAGGCGGCGAUGGCCACCAUCCAACUGCAGCAGCAGCAGCAACAGCAGCAGCAGGCGCAGAUCCAGCAGCUGCAGCACCAGUUGCAGCAGACCCAGUCGCAGGUGCAGCAGGCGCAGCAAUCCGUGCACUCCACCGCGGUGCCGGAACCCAAGAAGAAGCCGCGUCCUCGCAAGAAGAAGCAGGCGCCAGCGGCAGUGGCAACUCCACUAGCGGCCACACCGACGGUGGUGCCUGUGGAGAUCAGACCGCCGACGCCCCAGAAGAUUGCCAUUGCAGCCACGACCGCGCCAACUGUGCGCUCCAAGUCGCCCUCGCCACCGCCGACGACCAUCCAGCGGAGCAGCAACGGCAAGCUGGAUCUGGGCGAUGUGAUGAAGUUCUGCGGCAUCACCGGCGACGACGACGACGACGAGGACUACGGAACGGGUCUGGACACCGGACUGGCCUCGGAGCCGGAGCCAGCGCACCAGGCACAACCGCAGGCCACGCCAAGUGCAGCAGGCACGGGAACGACGACGGGUGGCGGCGGCAGCAGCGGCGACAUCAUGAUCUCCAUACCGAACCAAAACGGCAGCGACGGCCUGCCCUUCACCCUGACCAUUCCCGCGCCGCAGCCGCAGCAGCUGCAGAGUGCGACGGCCUCGCAGGCGGCGGGAAGCGAAUCAGCCACCGAAAUACCAAAUAUCCUCAUCAAGAUCGAUCCGAGUGCGGAGGCAGCGGUGCCGCCCUUUGGUCUGUCCACUCCGCGGCUGCCGACGGCCGAGGAAAUCCAGAAGCAGGCGCAGCAGCACCUGGCGCAGCAGGCGGCAGCCGCAGCAGCAGCGGCGGCGCAGGCGAAGGCCACAGCCACGCCCACCAUCAACAUCAGCCUGCCCGGGAUGACGCUGCAGCCGCAGGUGACGUCGACAGCCAUUGCCACGCCCACUCCGGCGGCAAACGCAAAUCCCGUGUCCACCACACUGGCUGUGAAGCCGAGAAGGAAGCCAGCGGUGCGGCGGAAUGCCAAGAAACCAGAGCCAACUGGCAGCGGCGGCGGCACCUUGAUCUCCUCGAGCAGCGGCACCACCACCACCAUCAGCAGCAGCACCAGCACCAUCCUGAACAGCAGCCAGCCCACCACGGUGAACACCAUCACGCUGACCACUCCCUCGCCGGUGACGAGCAGCAGCAAUCCCACCCUGAUGCUCACCCACGGAACGCCGACGGCAGUGCCGAGUCAGAUUGGCAACAUCCAGAUCUCGCAGGUGCACAACCACCACCAGUCCACGCUGCCCGUGAGCAGUGCCGUGGAAAACAAGAUCCAGAUCAUGCCCAUUCUGCCACCGGGAGCCACGGUCAUGGGGGGCACCCCGGGAACUGGAGGGCAUGCAUCCGCCGGCGGGCAGUCAACCCAGUUGGUCUUCCAGCCGACGGUGCCCUCGGUGGCGCCAACGAUCUCCGCGGAAUCCACUGGGUUCAAGCUGUCCAGCGAUGGCAGGCAGAUGCAACUGGUGGCCAUACCGCAGGCGACUCCUCCGCAGCAGCCGACAGCGAGUGCGGCCCAAGCAGCGGUGACCACAUCCACGCCUACUCUGACCGCCGGAGGAGCCACCAUUCUGCCGCCUCAACUCACUGGAAUGCCCGCGAAUGUAUCUGUUUCGGUGGGAUCUCCCGCCUCGGCUGCUGCUCUGGUGCCACAGCUCACCGGGAGUCUGACGCUCACCGUGUCGGAGCAAUGCGAGCGGUUGAUCCUGCGCCACGACCCCAACACUCCGCAGGACCAUCAGUCGCAGCUCAUCUUGCAGGCUCUGCUCAAGGGUGCCCUGCCCAACGUGACCAUCAUCAAUGAGCCGACGCGCGUGGAUCCCAACAAGCACUCGACGCCAAUGCUGCAGCCGCAACAGCAGGUCAUUCAAAUCCCGCAGCCACUGGCUCCGCCGCAGCCAAUUCUGCAGCAGCAACAGACGGUUUCCAAGGUUUCAACAGCUCCCAAAAUUGAAGUAAAAGUGACGAACAAUAGGAAGUUGUCGGGUCAGGGAAGCAGUACGCUGACCAGCACCACAACCACAAUGACCACGAUGAAGCCACCGGCCACACUGCCCGCCAAGCAGAACGAGGUGCUAUCGUUCCCCCAGCUGCCGCUCAACUCGCAGGUGCUCAUCCAGCAGCAGCCACUGAUUCCGGCGCAGCUGCAGCCGCAACUGCAACCAGUCACUGUGCCCGCGACGCUGCCCACCCAGCCGGCCACCAUCUCCGUUCCAAUACCCUCGCCGGCGCCCGCUCCGCAGCUGGCCAACAACGGACAGCAGCGGUACAUCGCCCUGCCGCCCAUCGAUCCCACCACGCAGCAGCUGUUCUGCCUGAACAGCGUCACCAACCAGAUCACGGCCAUGAGUGCGGGUCAGACGGCGGCAUCGAUUGGACCCACGGAGCGUCUGCUCAUCGCUCCGGCCGGGAUAAACGCCCAGCAGUUGGCGCAGUGCCUGCAGCUGGGACAGCUCCACUUCAACGAUGUGAAUCCACUGCCAGCCCAGCAGCAACAGCAGCAGGUGGCGACCAGCGGCGGUGGAUCGAUUUCCAUGCCACUGGGACCGCAGCCGCCGCAGCAGCAGAUCGUGCAUCCCAUCCAGCCGAUCAGCAAUGGACUGGCCAUCACCACAACGGCGAGCAGCACGCUGACCACCACCACUAGCACCACUUCCUCGACCACCACGGUGACCAAGCAGGUGGCCAACGUGGCGCCGAUAAUAGAUCAAAGCAAAGCGAAACUGGAGCCGGCGAAGGCCGCCACCAGUGGAGCUGCGGGCGGAGCGGUGGUCAAGAAGAAGCCGGUGCGGAAGCCCAAGGCCACGCCAACCAACGCUUCAGAGCUGGCCAAUCUAAAGAACGCCAGUGUGGUCAAGCCGAUGCCGAAGCUGGAUCCCCUGUCGCAGAAGCCCAACAACAAUCCGGUGCAGAUUGUGCAGCCGAAUGUGGCGAGUGGCAAGCAGAUGAUCGUGGUGGGCAGCUCGAGUUGCACGACAACCACCACGACUACGAUGAGCGCCAGCAUCCAGCCCUUCCAGACGACCAGUGGCACCAAGUUGGUCGGCGUAACCGUGCCCAUGCAGCAGCAGCAGCCCACAGGAACGGCAGCGAUACUGCAGCAACAACAGCAGCAGCAGAGAACGAGCUUCAGUUUGACGGCCACCACAGUGGCCACACCUGCGCCGAUGCCAUCGCCCACGGUCACUCCCGGAGUCAGUCAGCUGCAAAUGCAGCAGCUGCCACCGCAACAAAUGCAGCAGCAGCAACAGCAGCAGAUGCAACCCCAACAGCAGCAGCAGCAACAAUUGCAAGCUCCGAAGCAACAACCGCAACCGAACACCGUUUCCCGGGUGCAGACCAUCCAGCUCACGCCGCAGAUGCAACAGGUCUUCAAGCAGGUGCAGAUGCAGAUCCAGUUCCUUACCAUUAAGCUGCAGAACAAGUCCACAUUCCUGCCCGUUUCGGCGGAGAUUGAUCCUGCAACAAUUGCUGCGUACAACAAGCCAAUGUCCGAUGCCGAAAUAAAUCUGGCGCUGCAGCGACUCUUUGCGGAGCAGCACAGGAUUCUGGCCUCUGGGAAAGAAGUGCCCACUCCAGAGGGCAUGUUACCCACAGCCAAUGGUACUGGCUUCAGUCUGAUGGCACAGCCAAUACAGCAGCAGCAGCAGCAACAGCAACCACAGCAGCAGCAACAGUUGCAGCCGGUGGUGCCGGAGCCUCUGAAGACAGCCGUGCCGGCAAAUGUGGUGCAGCCCAACAAUCACUCUUCCACGACCACAACGGGAACAGCGACAGCCACUGGAAGUGUGGCCACGGCAGCACCUCAGCAAAGUGCUCAGCAAAACAUCACCCAAAGGAUACACAUCUACCCCAUGCAGCACCAACAACAGCAGCAGCAGCAGCAGCAACAGGCAGGCAACAAACCGAAGCAGGCGCCACCGAAACCGCAGCAGGAGCAACAAUCGCAGCAAUCUCAACUGCAAAUAAAGCCAAAGGAGCCGGCAAACAGGAACAAAUCCAAUAACCAACAGCUGCAGCCAAACACACCGCAACAACUGCAGCAGCAGCCACCCAAUGGAAGCAUCAAUAUGUUGCCACAAAAAGUAAAUAUGAUGCCGAUGGUUCAGCAGCAGCAGCAGCAGCAACAACAUCAACAGCAAACGCAGCAGCAGCAACAACAGCAGCCUUUGCUCAACAAAAGCGGACCACCGCCCCUGAUCUUCGCCAGCUCCACGAAUUUGCUGAACAACAGCAACAGCAGCAACAAUCUCGCGAGCAACUCUGUGAUGCAAGUGAACAACAUGUUGUCCCUGCCGCCAUUGCAACCCCAACAGCAACCGCAGCAGCAACAGCAGCAAUUGCAGCAGCAGCCAACUCCCAUCCUGCCACCAGUGGCUGUUGGAUUGGGAGUGGGCGUGGGAGUAGGAGUGGGGUUGCCGACCGGACCGAUUGGAAGCCUGGUGCCGACACUGCCGUCGAUUCCGAGCCUGCCUCUUUACAUGCCCAGCAAAAUGGACGAAAUGCCAACGCAGAAACCAAAAAUUGCACGCCUCUCCUUAUUUGUGCGUCAACUCGAGGUCGACCAGGAAAGCUGUCUGAAGCCGGACUACGUGAAACCCUUCCGCACCAAGGAUGAAGCGGUCAAAAGGCUAAUCAGAUACCAUUGCAUGCAUGAAAACGAUGUGGAGUUGCCCUCUGACGAAGACGAAGAGUUUGAAACCACUGCCCUGGAAUUCCAGGACAAGUUCCGUCAGCUGAACGGCAAGUUCCAAGAAAUACUGAUGCAGGAGUCAACGCUGCCACAUCGCACCUCGGAGUUACUGCAAAUGCAGCAGCUAAUGAUCGACGAUCUUAAAGGCGAGAUCAACGAAAUCCGCACGGCUGAGAAGGAACUCGACCAGCAGUUAAAGGAGGAACAGACUAGCGAGAAGCCAGCAGGCGAAAACGAAGUCCAGUCAGAGGCCAAAGUCAAAGAGGAGAUUAAGCAGGAACCGAUGGACAAGGCAGCCCAAUCAGAUGGAGUCGUGGACAAGUUUGAUCUGCUGAAGAACAGCGCCGAUGUGAACAAGGCCUUCAACAAGUCGCAGCCACCGCAACAGUCUGCAGUUAAGCAAGAAGAAAGACACGAAACUGUUGAGCCUUCAGUAAAUGGAACUGUCAAGAGCGAGGACCAGGACAAGGAGUCCUCAAAGUAUAUCAAGAAGGACUAUGACAACUUCGAUAUCGAGUCCGAGUUGACUACCAGUUUUAUCAUGAAGAAAGUGGAGCACAAAGCUGCUUUGGCCAAGAACUCCGAGAAUCGCUACCAGGAAAGAAACUUAAUGGAGCAACAACAGCAACAUAUCAAAGGCAAUGGAGUGGAUUCGGUGGACCAGGACGAUCAAUGGUACUGUCUGCAGAAGGAGCUCAACCUAAUGAACAACGAGCCCAUGCAGCAGCCGCAACCCCAAAUGAACGGCAACCAGCACAUGCCCAUCAAUCGCCAUUCGGCGCAACACCAAACCCACUUUAUGGACAAUUCCAGCAAUAACAACAUGAUGGGCAAUAGCAAUCACAUCGCGGACCUGUUUCCCAAUGGAUGUAUCGAUAAGAGCAAUCAGAGCACCACGAGCAGCAGCAACAGCAGUUGCAUGAGCGAAAACCAUGCUGGCUCCAAUCCCGUCAAGACUGUCUCCUCGUGCAGCGGGCAGCGCGAACAGCCGGUGGUCUUGGAUGCUGAACAGCAGAACGAGCAUCCCGCCAUCAGUGAGCUCUUCAGCUCGGACUCGGAUGUCCAGAAGUCCGUGGAGACGCGACUGGAGGCCAUGUUCGGAGAGUCGCCGGUGCAUUUGGACGGGAAGGGCAGCAGCGAUGCCCACGACAUUGAGACCAAUCUGGACGAGAUCUUUGGCGAUUCUAAAUCGCCGGCUGCCAACCACAAGAGCAAGCUGAGCAUGUGGGUGCCAGACGCCACGUUUAUGCAGCAGACGCCUCAGCAGGCGCCGCAACAGCAGCAGCAAUACGCAGGCACGCAGCAACCAUCACAGCAGCAACAUCACAUUGAGCUGAACUGCAACAACAAUCCCCGCUGGAUGCAGAGCAUGGAGGCGCACUACAGCGACUUCCUUUCCAGCGGCACGAGUAAUGGAGAGCUGGUGAACGGAUCAGAGUCGCGGAAACGGAGCUGGGACAGCCAGCUGAUGGGCUCCGGCAGCGACAUGGAAGAUGACAACAGCAGCAAGCGCCUGUGCACGGCGUCAUCAUCCUCCUCUUCGUCGCCGAUGUCGUCGCAGCAGCAGCAACACGUCCAGGUGCCACAGCAUGGCCUCUUGGACACGGAUAUGUUGCCCGGCGGAUUCCCCCAGAUGCUGAUGGACCAGCAGCAGCAUCAGCAACAGCAACAGACCCAGCAGCAGCACAACUUUGCCUACGCCAACAUGAUGGACCAGCAGCAGCCGCAGCAGCACCAUCAGCAGCACUUCCAGCACAACAUGCAGCAGCAGAUGCAGCAGCAGCAGCAGAUGCACGUGAACCACAUGGGCGGAGCCGCAGUCGGAGCUGGCGGGGAAUACGACGAUGACAUCAGUCGUCAUGUGGCCAGCGCCAUCGACAGCAUACUGAACCUGCAGAACAGCGGCGAUUCGCUGCAGUUCUCGCUCGGGUCUAUCCUCGGCGACAGCAUGCUGGACGAUCAGCGGCAGGCGGGCGGCAAUCUGCCCAGUUGCCAGCAGGAGCAGGCGAUUCAGCGACGUCGCCAGCUGGGCGAGGAGAUGAACGACUGUUUGAUCAGUGGCGGUGGAUCUGCUGUCAGCGGAGUGGCGGACACCAGCAGCAACAUUCUGCUGGAGCACCACCACCAGCAGCACCAGAUGAUGCAGAGCCACCAGCAGCAGCCGCACCUGCAGCACCAUCACCACCAGAACAUGGCACAGGCCCAGCACAUGGGACAGAUGAACGACUUCAGCUGCGUAACCGGCGGUCUGGACGAUCCCGUCAAGUCGAUCAUGACCUCCUGACUUGGAGCUCCAGCAGUCAGUUCUGCGGCGGAGAAUGCCUCCAACAGUCUGAUACUAGAGUUUAAUGCCACCACCUUGUGAAAAACGGUUGAUCAAAACGACUUCCUGAUUGUAUAGAUAAACCCGUCGUCUUAGUUGUCCUUGGUUAUUGUUUUACCCCCGAGUACAAGCUCUUUUAGACCUAAGUUGAGACCUUAGCAUAAAUUGUUUUUACUUAUUGUUUGUAUUGUUUAGUCCAAUGUUUUGUACAAUAUUUGAAACACCCUCAGAUAACUAAUUACUUAAUGCACGAGCAAAAAAAAAAAAAGGGAAAGAGAACGAGGUGAAAGUGCGGUAUAAAUAUAUUAUGACAGAGCCCCAAUAAAGCCAAGAAAGCAAUUGACGUGGUGAAUUGAAAACUAAACGACGAAUAGCAUCAAAUGCUUCUCACAGAGGUGCCCCAAUCGGAACCCACUAUUAUAAAUUAUAUAGCUACAGUAACUAAGAGAAGGCCCCUAGACAAUUUAUUCAAAUGAAACCAAGAAAAGUACGUAAGAAAAUAAUGGGAGUGAUGAGAGGAAAAUACACGCGCAAAAGGAGAGGAAUGAAAACGAAUUGGUUGUAUAAUUCAUAACUAAGUUACUUGAAGCAAUUCUGAGAAACAAUUAAAAUCACGUUGCCAAUUUUGUUGUCGUUGGAAUAUCAGGCAGAAAAAAAUGAAUUCGCGAUCGAUUUUUAGAGCCCCAGAUAUAAUAUAUUUAUUUACACAUUACGUUGCGCAACAUUUGUAAAUAGUUAGAGCAUGCAGCAGUUUCCGAACUGUAUAACAAGAUUAAAAAUACAUAGCUAAGCAUUUUUAAAACAGCCGAGAUAUCAUUUAAAGCGCUUUACGUACGACUGCUUCUGAUAUUACAGACAAACAAACCAACCUAUUGACGUGCUCAAUUCGAGAGUAAAGAAUUUUUCGGCAUAGCUACGGGUGUCAUUGGCAAGCAAAUGCAAAGAUCUUAGGGAUUAACAAGUACCAACUAUGGCAAACUACGAAGCAAACCAAAAGCAGUUCAAAAAUCACAAUUUUAGCCAAUUUAGUUUAAACAUUUAUAAAUUAUUGAAUCUAAUGUAAUAUCUUAUACACUUAAACUGAUCGAUUGAAACGAGAUGAUAAGCUAGCUGAUGAUAUCGGGAAGAGGAACCACAGGAAAACAAGUAACAACAAAUUAACGAAUCGUAUCAAUUGUAUCUUGAUCUUGCGACAAAUCUGACUUGUGAUUUGUGCCACGUUUUAAAUAUAGAUGUCUGAUUAGCUUGUAAACAUACAUAAUAAAUACGAUUAAACUCUAUACAAAAAACCCACACUCAGUAAGCCACUACGAAGUUUAUCUAAAAGGAAUCGCGAGCCUCAAGCCGCGAGUCGCGAAAGCAAUUGUAAAUGUUUGGCGUGGGAAGGGCGGGCGCCACGCAUCAAUUACAUACCAAUUACAAUACUAACUACUACUUUAAUACCACCACUAACACACCUACUACGAUACGUACUACCAUGGACGGAAUGCUUGUAUUACGUGUAGUCUGUAAGGGAACUUCAAGAGGUACCGUAUUUUAAGAUGUGCUUCGUUUAAUCAGGCCACCCAUCCAUGACCCCUGACCUCUAACCCCCCUCCCCCCAUCAAAACCUAAACCCGAACCCUGUUUCCACGAAAACCACCCACCUGUCCAGCGUCCCGUCUGAGUUGCAUGAUCUUGUAUUUCUAUUUUGAAACUUUCUAGUUAUUAUUCAAAGACAAAUAACUUUUGUGUAAAAAUGUAUAUGUAAUAGCAUAAUUUAAGUUGGCAACCCAAAACUGAAUAAAUUUAAAUCUAUUGAUAGAUUAUUAAUUCGAAUUGUUUUAAGUUGUAUUUAGAACAAAAUCGAACUCGGAACUCAAAUCGGUCGCCCCUCCCGCCACCACCUAUUCCACAUAAACAAAUCGCAGUGUUGUCACUUGAAUUGUUCAGCUAAAUGUGUCUAAAUGUAAUUUAACAUAAAGAGAAAACUAAAGAUUUUUAAACAAACAUUGUGAGUUUUAAUUAAACAUCAUCAGCAUAGGGAGAGAGAGACAGCAAAACAAAGGAAACAACUUUAAUAUUUGAUAGUUUAUUAAGCCCAUCCAUUCAUAGUCGUCAUAAACAUUAAGUACAUAAAACAAAACAAACGAAAGAUUCAAUAUAAAUCUCACUGAAACGCAACAAACCGAAAACCCAACUGAAAACGGAAACUAAAUAAAAGGAAAUGCAAUCAAAUUUCA